AUGUCUGUCGAAGCCCCCAAGACCAAUGAGGAGACACCUUUUGUCGAGGCCCCCAAGGCUCUGCCUGCACAGCCAGAGGCCACAUCUGCUCCCACAGAUACAACUCUUCCCGCCCCCGCCGAGCCCGUUGAGACUGUCGAGACUACACCCGCUGUAACAGAAGAGCCAGUGGUCGCUGCUGCCGCUCACACGGAGGAGCCUAAGAAGGAUGAGGCGGCUGUGGAUAUUGUCCCUGCAUCAGAAGGCGUCCUAGGAUACAAGGAACCCACUUUCUUCAAGAAAUUCAUCUUCACAAAACACUACUUCUGGCUCCAAGAAGAGCCGUCCACGGCCGAGUCUUUGACCAACUUCUUGCGCUCCGAAAAGGCUGAUACAAAGCACUCCGACGCCGCAUGGGCACGUGAGACCGGAAACGGUCUGCUCUUCUACUCCAAGCGUGCCGAAGACAAAGCUACCCCUGCUGGUAUCAUCAAUCUGACCGACGCUUCUGCGGUCACCAAGGAAGGGUUCAACCAGUUCUCAUUCAAGGCUGGCGCUCACCAACACCGCUUCGAGGCGACCACCUCCAAGGAACGUGACAGCUGGGUUCUCGCUGUUGAGAAGAUCAUCGAAGAUACCAAAGGAUUGAAGGAAGAGAUUAGCGGCCGCGACAGCUACAAGAAGAAUCUCGAGGAAUACUCCAAACCUGCAUUGGGCUCGGCUACAGCUGCCGUCAAAACUCCCCGCUCCAAAUCCAAGGAACCCAAAAAGUCUGUUGACGCCGCGACCGCUGCAGAGGCGGCUGCGACUACCAGUGACACCGAGGAAGUUGCCAAGCCUAAUACCACUGAGCGAUCUGAGUCCCGCAAGCGUGGUAGCAUCUUCGGCAGCCUUCUUGGCGGCAAGAAGGAUGGUGCUGCUGCUGAGAAGAAGGAAGAGAAGGCCGAGGCCAAGAAGGAGAUAAAGGAGGAGAAGAAGGCUGAAGCUGCCGAGAAGAAAGAAGAGGCCAAGGAAACCAAAGAGACCGGCAAAGCUGUGGAAGCUGCAGAGGCUGCCGCCGUCGCUGCUGUCCCAGCUGCAGCCACCUCCGACAAGAAGGAAGAGAAGGAAGACGCCAGCCCUGUUGAGAAGAAGGGCAAGCGUGGCUCUGUCUUCGGCUCCCUGUUCAAGAACCGUGUGACCAGCCCAACUGCCGAGAAAUCCGAGAAGGAAGCUGUGGCCACCAGCGACGUUCCGCCUGUCUCGGAGACCGCUCCCAAACUUGAAGAGCCCAUCGAGAACAAGCCAAUUGACACUGCUGCCGUGACCGCCCCGGUCGACACAGCCGCUACACCCCUUGCCGCCGAGGAGGCUACAAAGGAGCCUACAGCGGCCGAGACAACCGCCGCCCCCAAGACUGACAAGAAGGGUGGUCUGCUGGGCUUCAUCAAGAAGACCGACACUAAGCCUGCCGGCAAGAAGGAUGUCAAAGAAGAGACCAAGGAAGAAAAGGCAGGCGAGGCUAUUGCUCAAGAUCCCGUUGCCGCCGCCAGCGCCGAGCCUGCCGAACCAGUCAGUGCUCACCACGCUGUCACCACCGAACCCUCGACCGAGACUUCCGCUCCUGCCACUGAAGAACGUCCUGUUCGUGACAACAAGCGUCGCACUUCUCUCUUCUUCAACAAGAAGCAACAGCCCGAGGCCGCAGAGGCUGGUGAUACUGUCGCGGAGCCCAAGCGUGAAAAGUCUCCUCUUCCAGGAGGCAAGUUCAUCGGUCAACUCGUCCGUCGCGCUAGCAAGGCGAUCAAGUCUGAUGGCGCCUCGAAGGAGAAGACUCCGGCCGAGACAGCUGCCCCAGCUACCGCAUCCUCAACCGAAGCCCCCACCACCACAUCUGAGACCCCGGCUGCUGUUCCGGACACUACCGAGCCCACCCCAGCUGCUGAACCACUCGCUGCCGAGCCUUUCCAUUCGACCCCAGAACCUGUCGCCACAACCGUCCCUGAGGUCAAGGCGACAGCUUGA
Cladophialophora yegresii CBS 114405 is the source of this 1983-nucleotide messenger RNA. RefSeq lists its product as uncharacterized. The coding region runs from base 1 to 1983 and encodes 660 amino acids. The record is from RefSeq and is a predicted model, not a curated record. Lineage: Eukaryota; Fungi; Ascomycota; Eurotiomycetes; Chaetothyriales; Herpotrichiellaceae. The transcript is spliced from 5 exons.